Messenger RNA from Tympanuchus pallidicinctus (lesser prairie-chicken), 3913 nucleotides. RefSeq names its product dystrobrevin beta (gene DTNB). Gene Ontology annotation, biological process: synaptic signaling. Lineage: Eukaryota; Metazoa; Chordata; Aves; Galliformes; Phasianidae. The record is from RefSeq and is a predicted model, not a curated record. Gene Ontology annotation, molecular function: zinc ion binding. Gene Ontology annotation, cellular component: plasma membrane; synapse. The transcript has 23 exons. The coding region runs from base 182 to 2119 and encodes 645 amino acids.
CGGCGAUUGGCUGCGCGCCGCGAGGCGGCCGGGGACCGUUGGAGCGGGGACGCUGAGGCGGAGCGGCGGCCGCGGGCCGGGCGGAGCGGGGCGGCCAUCCCGGGAGAGAGGUUGUCCCUUCGAUGUCGGCAGAAUUUACUGAGGUGGGCGCUGCCCUGCGAGGCUCCGUGUGCCAGCCAGAAUGAUUGAGGAGAGUGGGAAGAGGAGGAGGACAAUGGCGGAGAAGAGACAGCUGUUCAUGGAAAUGAGAGCCCAGAACUUUGAUGUCAUCAGACUUUCAACGUAUCGGACAGCCUGCAAGCUGCGCUUUGUGCAGAAGCGAUGUAACCUUCAUCUUGUUGAUAUCUGGAAUAUGAUUGAAGCCUUCCGAGAUAAUGGCCUUAACACUUUGGAUCAUAACACAGAGAUCAACGUGUCUCGACUAGAAACAAUCAUUUCAUCCAUCUACUACCAGCUCAACAAACGCCUUCCUUCUACUCACCAAAUCAGUGUAGAGCAAUCCAUCAGCCUUCUCCUCAACUUCAUGAUAGCAGCGUAUGACAGCGAGGGCCAUGGGAAGCUGACGGUGUUUUCAGUGAAAGCGAUGUUAGCAACAAUGUGUGGUGGCAAAAUACUGGACAAACUAAGAUAUAUUUUCUCUCAAAUAUCAGACUCAAAUGGACUGAUGAUAUUUUCCAAGUUUGAUCAGUUUUUGAAAGAAGUCCUAAAACUUCCAACUGCUGUGUUUGAGGGACCUUCUUUUGGAUACACAGAGCAUUCUGUACGGACGUGCUUCCCACAGCAAAAAAAGAUCAUGCUGAACAUGUUUUUAGACACGUUGAUGGCUGAUCCACCUCCUCAGUGCCUUGUGUGGCUGCCUCUCAUGCACAGACUUGCCCAUGUUGAAAAUGUCUUCCAUCCUGUGGAGUGUUCCUAUUGCCGCUGUGAGAGCAUGAUGGGCUUCCGGUACCGGUGCCAACAGUGCCACAACUACCAGCUCUGCCAAAACUGCUUUUGGCGUGGCCAUGCCAGCGGGCCUCACAGCAACCAGCACCAGAUGAAGGAGCAUUCCUCUUGGAAAUCGCCUGCGAAGAAGCUGAGCCAUGCAAUCAGUAAAUCACUUGGCUGUGUACCAAGCAGAGAACCACCUCGUCCCGUGUUUCCUGAACAGCCAGAAAAGCCACUUGAUCUUGCACAUAUAGUUCCCCCUCGACCUCUGACUAACAUGAAUGACGCCAUGGUGACCCACAUGUCCUCUGGAGCACCAACACCAACAAAGAGCUUGCUCUUUCUGAGAGGCAAGACAUUUGCUGAAGCGCAGAAGGGCAUUAUGCCAGUCCAGAGGCAGUGGUUGCAGUGCAAGGCGGACGCUGCUGGCCAGUUAGCUGAUGAGCAUGCACUGAUUGCAACUUAUGUGAGCCGGCUGCAGCGCGGGGCACGUGUGCUGGACAGCCCAGGCCGGCUGGACGAGGAGCACCGCCUGAUCGCCCGCUACGCAGCCAGGCUGGCCGCUGAGGCCAGCAACACGCCUCGCCCACCCACAGACCUGGGUUUCAACUUCGAUGCCAACAAACAGCAAAGGCAGCUGAUAGCAGAGCUGGAAAACAAAAACAGAGAGAUACUGCAGGAAAUCCAGCGUCUGAGACUGGAGCACGAGCAAGCCUCACAGCCCACGCCAGAGAAAGCCCAGCAGAACCCAACGCUACUGGCUGAGCUUCGGCUCCUGCGGCAGAGAAAGGAUGAGCUGGAACAGAGGAUGUCUGCGCUUCAGGAAAGCAGAAGGGAACUGAUGGUGCAGCUCGAAGGGCUGAUGAAGCUACUCAAAGAAGAAGAGCAAAAACAGGCAGCGCAAGCAGCGGGCUCGGCGCACUCGUCCCCCACCCACGGAGCCGGCCGCCCGCUGCCCAUGCCCGUCAGAUCCACCUCUGCUGGCUCCACACCAACACACGGCCCCCAGGACAUCGGGGACAUGCAAGAAGCUUUCACACAAGGUACAAGGAGGAACCUGCGCAACGACCUGCUGGUGGCCGCCGACUCCAUCACCAACACGAUGUCAUCGCUGGUGAAGGAGCUGCACUCAGCAGAGGAAGAAGAUGAAGAAGAAAUGGAAAAAAUGCAGAACGGGAAGGAUCGAGGUUAGAUGGACGACCACAGGCUGUACAGCAAUUCAGGCGCAGGGGGCUCUCGAUGAGCUCGUGACCGAAGACGUCCCCGCGCCGCUGGGAGAGCCGCGUUCCGGCCGACCCACCACCAUCGCGCCACUGUGAUCGACGCUGACCUCCCACCGGCGCCGGCGUUCUCCCAGCCAACCGAGGGGUUUCCCCGUGGGCAUUUGCCUCUUAGGCCAUUGCAUGUACUGUUUUCCUCAGUGUGUUUACUAACGAUAAUCAGACAGUGCCCCAUCGAACUCUGCCAUUUGCGGGAGGUUCAAGAAAAAGGCAAUACUCCCCGCUCCCGCUACGCGUUCCGAUCUGUUGGAUUUCCCACCCAACAGCGGCACCAUCGCAUCUCAUGCUGGCUGUUUCCUCUUGGCUCCUGCCCUUUGCUGUGCAUGACAAAAAAUGAGGUUUGCACCAUUGGGGUCUCUUUGCGUGUAAAGCAGGGGGGACUCGUGAGUGUGGACGGUUCAGACCCACCUAGAAGCACCGCUCCGCUGUCGGGUUGCUGUUGUGUUUGAUGUUACAUUGUCCUCUGUAAGUGAUGGCGUGUCAGGGAGGAACGAGCAGUGGGAGGACCCCAGACCAGUGCCUCUUCUUUAAACUGUUACCAAAUGUCCCCUUGCAGGCAGGGAAUUCAGGGAUGAGUAGCUUGAGUUGGCAUCAGCAUCUCUGUGUUCAUUCUUGAGAGGAGAGCUGGGUUUUGUUUAAAAUUAAGAGAAAGAGCAGAGUUGUGUAGUCUGAGGCUGGGAGCUCACCGCCGUCUGGGUGCUUAGGAAACAUUGCAAUCAGUUCCAAUCACACCAUUUCGGGUUUUUUUUUUUUUCCCCUCGGUGUUCUGGAAUGUUAUUUUUAGUGGAAGGAGCUGAGUGCCCUAAUGCAGCCAUAAAUAUUUAUCAGGGGUGAUGAAUGGGAAGCAGCGAUAAAGCCCGAAGCCAACGGCAGCCAGUGCGGCACAGAGAGCGCUCGUUGGGUACCUGCAGCCCUUUGGGAGAGCAGAAAUAAACAGACGUGGUGGCCACAGCCUGAGCCAAGUGUAAAUAUUGUGAGCGAGCUGUCAGGGAGGGGAGAGGAGUGAUGAGAACCCGACUCAGCACGUGCACGGCUCGUGAAGCACGGAUCCGCGGGGCACCCUUUUUUUUGUAUUGUUGCUCACUGCAUGACCUCCUCUUCUUACUUUGGGGGACAGGGGUCAGUGGGCAUGGUGCGGCGGGUUGGGGUUGGAUUUGGUGACCUUUGAGGUCUUUUCCAACCGGAGUAAUUCUGUGAUUCUGUUUAGGGAUGUGCUUAGCAGGCACGGUGGCGAUGGGUUGGCGGCUGGACACGGUGAUGGUGGAGGUCUUUCCCAACCGCAGUGAUCCUGUGGCUAUGUAGGCAGCCAUGGUGGUGCUGGGGUGACAGCUGGACGCAAUGACUCAGCUUUUCCAACCCUCAUCCAUGUUGGGAAGCAAACCCUACAGCUUGCUUGUGCUUAACUGGGAACAUUGCAAACCUUCUGCUUGCCUUCACGAUCACCGCCUUAACCCCUGCAGGAAGAACACUGCAGACCACGCUUUCUCCAAGCUGCGAGCUGUGCCAUCAUGGUUCCAGCACGUGUGCAUCUUUCCUUUCAAAUUUGGGGUUCGUUUCUUGUGCACACCAUGGGGUUUGGUGGCUCAGUCGGCACCGGUGCCCAGAGCGCGUGGUGGGGAGGAUGGGAGUGCCAUUGGUAAGAACCUGUGAACUGGAAGCCAUGUUCUGUCAUCUGCCAAAUACUGAAUAAAUUCAUCUCAUCCCUA